ACAAGAUCUGAAGAAUCUCCCGAGAAAUAUCGUGGUGGCCACCCGGAACGUAUAAGUCCACCGGUUUUGGAAGCCUUACACGAGGUCAAUCAGGUUGAUAUAGAGGCUCAUGACAACGGACUACCAUCUCUGAAUAAAUCUAUCACCAAGUUUGGCAAAGACCCGCAUCUUGUUGAAGUCAACAGUGGUACCGCUUGGGGUGUAAGUUCGGACACAGCGUUAGACCUGAGCACAAAUCAGAGUAGACAUUCCGCGCACGUGAUUCACCGCCCCUGGAACAAUGACAACACGAACCAAGAGAAUUGUGAGCCAAAUAAUCCCUCUCCCCUGAGGUCCGUCACUGAUGACUCGCGAACAAAGCUUCAUGAAAUCCCUCCGGCCCAUCGACGGAUGUCGUUUAGUGCUGCCGAACUGUUCAAGGCGCAUAACUCACCGAGUUCGGAUCCCUCCGCUUCUGUUGGUGAUCUUUUUUCCCCCGACUAUAUGAGCCGUAUCUCAGCAAAGAUGAAUUUAACCGGUAUUUCGAUGAACUCCUCGUUCCCUCAUCUCUACCAGACGACCCCGUCGAUCGAUCUUCUAACCGCCGCUUACGCAGCAGCUCUGACCCAUGGCGGUCAGAAUGUUGGGAGCACGGGUACAAUCGUUCCUGGCAGUUUAUUGUUCCAAACUCAAAUGGAUCAAUCACAUCCCACGGAGGAGAGAAGUACAAGGCAUUUCACUUCGUUCAAGGAGUCAGAUACAAUACAGUCACGUGACCUGAUUACGUCAGGAGGUUUUCCUGCCACACAACCAUCCGUUUUCUAUCCCAACGCCUACUGGUCUACCCACCUAGCAGCUAACGCGACAAACAACCAUGAUGUCUACAACAUGUCAACAAGUGCUUCCGCUCUCUCAAAAGGACAUUAUAAUGACCAAACUGCUCUGGAUGACCUAGAACAAGAAGAUUUGGGCAUGCGCUCGAGUCACUGUACUCUCUCACCCACCAACAGCCGGACACGUCCGUCAGAAGACUACUUGGAACAGUUCAUGAAGGUCGAUCAGUCGCAGAACAUACUCUGGCGCCAACUUGCCGAUCGAUUUCAGCGCACGCUGGCUCCCAAUCAAUGUGGGGUGUGUAACAAGGUGUUGAGUUGUCGCAGUGCUCUCACGAUGCACUACCGAGUUCAUACAGAGGAGCGACCAUUUGUUUGCAUUAUAUGUGAAAAACGGUUUUCAACGAAAGGAAAUCUGAAAACGCACUUGGGGCAACAUCACGAAACUAUUGAAGCCUAUCGAAAUGCGGUGGCUGUUGCCAUGGCGACAGGGACGGCACUACCACGACCGCCACCAAUGUCGUCCUCGGCUACACUGCCUCCUCCUACGGGGAAGAUUCCUUCAGGGGAAACACAGCUAGCCCCACAAUUCCAAAAAGCGGAAAAUGGCUCAAGUCUUUAUGCGGGAGGCGCUGGCGACAGUCUGACAGGAAUACCGUCACCGACAGAUCUAUCAAUGAUGAUGAAUACAGGUGCACUUUCACUUCCAUGGGCCACGCACUCAGGACUGUUUCCGUUUGCUCGCUCUGCAAUUCAUCCAAACCUCAGUAGUUCCACACAUUCUGAUUGUCCAAACGAAUCAAGGCAGACCGAAACGUUCAACACUUCUUCGAUUGGAACGGACGAACGUAAACCAAAUCAGUCCAGUUUACUUGUCUCACCGAGUGGUCGGCUCGAUUCGGGGUUUUACACAAGCCCAUCAAACCCAUUUUCUCGAAAUCAUGGAGAAGAACCGAAGACAGGAUCACCAACCACCAGUGCGAGUUCGGUAACCCCGCAAAAUGAGAGCACACCGGUUAAGACCAAAUUCUUCCAAGGAUUUCCCAAACCUCAUGCUGAAUUAUCAAUUUUGGCGACGGAACAGUGUACC
Opisthorchis viverrini is the source of this 1902-nucleotide messenger RNA. RefSeq lists its product as hypothetical. Gene Ontology annotation, cellular component: nucleus. The record is from RefSeq and is a predicted model, not a curated record. Gene Ontology annotation, molecular function: DNA-binding transcription factor activity, RNA polymerase II-specific; RNA polymerase II cis-regulatory region sequence-specific DNA binding. The annotation marks the transcript as partial. Gene Ontology annotation, biological process: regulation of transcription by RNA polymerase II. NCBI's taxonomy places the organism in Eukaryota, Metazoa, Platyhelminthes, Trematoda, Opisthorchiida, Opisthorchiidae. The transcript has 3 exons.